UGUGGAGGCUCGGUGAGGAAGACUCCGGGCUGAAGAGGAAGAUCUGCAGCUCUCCUCCUCCUCCUCCUCACCGCGCAGGGAGCGCGCCGCGCGGCUUGGAGAGGCGUGACGCGCCCGAACCGCAUCUCCGGGAUGGCAGGUCCUCCUGACGGGCCCUCGGCUCUCUGUACCGGGAUCGGACCAGUGGCCCUCUGAGGACCAUGGACCCUGAGAUCCUGCCGGGCCCCGGCUCCAGCACCAGGACCAGGACGGACCCCAGAACCUCGGCGUGCAGACGGACCCUCGGCGUGAUGCUGCUGGUGGUCGGGACGCUGGUUUCCGUGGUGACCUCGAGCUCACCUGCUGCAGGUGUGUUUGACUUCAACAAGACAGCUGAGCUUUCGUCAGAGCCAUCAUCAUCACCAUCAUCCUCCCCUCCCAGACCUCCCUCCCCUAUCCAGCCCUCAGACUCUGGUUACCACGGUAAUGGCGGCGGUGCCAGCUCAGCGGAGGACUUGGAUUCCGGCGCUCAGGGGAUCCACCUCCUGCUGAGGCCCCCGGACCUCCUGUCGCCGAGCCUGCCGCCUCCCCUUCCCCCCCACAGCCAGCCCACCCUCACCCCUCCUCCCCCGUGGGAGCAGGGCCCCUCCCUGGAGGAGGCCUGGGGCUCCGGCGACUACCUGGAGACGUUGUCCUUCAUGGUGCCCGACGGCGAGGAGCUGGCCCUGGCCACGCCGCUGCCCAGCCACCCUUACGACAAGGACGCCGAGGGGGAUUGGGUCUCCUACGACACCGCCUUUCCCACCAGGCCCACCCUCCCCCUCUCCUCCCGCCUGCCCCUCUCGCCCUCCUCCUCCACCCCCGGCAUCCCCCUGCACACUCGGCCCGCCCACCCGGAUGUCUUCCCCACCUGGGAGGAGGAGUACGACCUGGAGGACAUGAUGCCGCUGGAGCCGACGGAGCUGCUGCUGCCGGACAUGAACAGUCUGGAGUAUUACACCAACCUGCUGGCCCGGGAGAGGGAGAGGGAGAGGGAGAAGGACCUGAAUCGGUUGAACCGGACCGACACCAAACCCCCCAUCAGUCCAACAACCACCCUAACCCACCAUCCUCCUCCGACCCCAUCCCUGAGCCCUGGUCCUCCUCCGAUACUGGAACCCAAACGUCCCCCAUCAGGUCCCACGCCUCCCCUCACCCUCUCACCCACCCUCCCAGGUGAGGCUCCAUCAACCACCCCCAGAGCUCCAUCCACCCCUCCUCCACCGCCUGCUCCGAGACCCAAAGACCGAGCCCCAGCGCCGGGUCGAUACCCUCCGUCCAACACCACCGGCCGGGUGCCUCCCCCUCCACCGCUGGGACCGCCCACCCGCCUUGACCGACCGGAGAGGCCUUCGGUUGUCAUGGAGAAGCCAGCGAAGGCUCCGCCCUCCAGGAUCACCACCACCACCAAGGCGACCACCGCCAUCACCACCACCACCCAGAUCACCGCCAUCAGCCUGACCAGAGCCCCCCCAGUGACCACGCCCAGAGUGGCCCAGACCCCGCCCACCAGGCAGUACCUGUGCAACGUCACCAAGCCGGAGAUGUACCUGGUCCGAGUAGUGAGCUCCAAAGGGUCGUCGGCUGGUUUCAGUCAGGUCAGAGAUCUUCUGAAGAGAGAAUUCAACCAUUCGGUGGAGCUUCAGUUCCUCAGAACUCCGUCCAGUUUUGCUUUUCGCGUUGUGUCGGGACCGUUGAUCUUCACCGCUAUGUCCGUCAUCAACGCCCUCCGCCGGCCACCGCGCAGCUCUGGUCCGGUUCCCACCGUGUCGCCGCUCUACACUGUACCUGACCUCAGGUACCAGAUCCACUCGGUGCUGCAGUUUGUCCCCGCCCACAUCGACGUCCGGGUCUGCAACUUCAGCGAACGGGUGGAGAGGGGCCUGACGCUGGCGUACGCCGAGACACGGAGGAGAGCGCACGAGGUGGGAAAUGUCACCAUACAGCUGUUGAACAUCACUAUGGGCUUGGCCCGGCCAGCGGCGGAGCAGAAGGUUCCUGUUGACAUCACGUUUGCAGUGCGUGAUGGGCGGGACUACCUGCCGGGGUCGGAGGUCAGCGAACACCUGAGGAAGCUCACCCUGGUGGAGUUCAGCUUCUACGUUGGAUUUCCUGCCCUGCAGAUUGCAGAACCGUUUCAUUACCCUGAGCUGAACACGAGUCACCACCUGAGAUCCACCUGGGUCCGAACAGUGCUGCUGGGAGUCCAGGAGCAGCUGGUGGCUGAGAGAAGCUUCAAAGCUCGACUGGAGAGACGUCUGGCUCUGCUGCUUGAGGAAGGACUGCAGGAGACCAGCAGGAGGCGCUGGAGGAGGGCCACGUCAGUGGGCAACAACAGUCUGCAGGUGGUCCGGGUGUCCCGGUUGUCCGGAGCAGAGCGUCCCCUGGAGGUGUUUUACUUCAUGGAGGGUCCAGAUGGAGAGAGGAUCCCGGCCGAGGUGACCGCCGCCACCCUGAACCGCCUGGACCUGCAGAGAGCCGCCAUCGUCCUUGGACACCGAGUCCAGAGACCGCUGGCCCAACCUGUGGAGACUCUUUCCGUCCCCCCGGCGGAGACCCAGAGCAGCAGCAUCUGGCUGAUCGUCGGCGUGGUCGUCCCCGUCCUGCUGGCCGUCUUCAUCAUCAUCAUCCUCUACUGGAAGCUGUGCGGCUCCGAGAAGCUCGAGUUCCAGCCGGACGCCAUCAACACCAUCCAGCAGCGGCAGAAGCUUCAGGCUCCCAGCGUCAAAGGCUUCGACUUCGCCAAGCUUCACCUGGGGCAGCACAGCAAAGACGACAUCAUGGUGAUCCAGGAGCCUGGCCCCCUACCUGCACCCGUCAAAGAGGCCACGCCCUCUGACGCCGGAGAUCUCAACACCCCAAAGUCCAAAGGGUCGUCCACCAAGGUGGCCCGGUCGAGCCGCCGCAGGGGAAGGCUCAGCCCGUCAGACCGCGACUCGUUAGGAAGCGACCAAUCCAGCGGCAGGGAGUCGGCGGAAGAGAGCACCAGACCUGUGGCCACGCCCAGUGACGCGAAACAGCACAGAAAGACGUCCAAAAAUGGGAGGAACAAGAUGGCCGGUCCAGCUGGUAGCGGUCCAGACGAACUCCUGUCCUCGUCCUCCAUCUUUGACCAUGUCGACCGUCUGUCCCGUGGUUCCUCCGAUGGCACCCGUCAUCAGGCCAACAAGGUGCAGCUCAUUGCCAUGCAGCCGCGACCCAGUCCACCGCCGCUACACCCCUCUCUGCAGCCGAGCCCCUCGCUGACCGAGAAGGUCAACACCGAGGUGGCGCUGCGGCACAAGUCAGAGAUCGAGCAUCACAGGAACAAACUGCGACAGCGAGCCAAGCGGCGGGGCCAGUGCGAGUUCCCCUCCAUGGACGACAUCAUGGAUGCGUUUGGAGAUGGACCGGUCCAAAGCGAGGUGGCACAGCGACUCUAUAGCUCUGCCCAUGACCACAUGGACUGCAUCCUGCAAGCCGACGCCCCCUCGCCCACCCCCACCGACUCCAGGAAAAGAGGGAGGUGCUCUCCUCGGGGUCGGCGGGCUCAACCAGGACCUGGAAGUCUUCCUGAUACAGACCGAGACCGGCUGCUGACGGACCAGAGCGCCACCUACAGAAAGUACCCAGGAUUCAACAACGUGGCCUACAUGUCGGACCCCGACCUGCCCCCCGACCAUGGCAGCCCCUCCCCCACUGAUGAGGUGUUUGACCCCGCCCCAGCCCCUCCCCCCUACAUGCCCCCCCAGCCCUCCAUUGAAGAGGCUCGGCAGCAGAUGCGCUCUCUCCUGGACGACGCCUUCGCCCUGGUAUCGCCGUCCUCACAGGGCAGCACCGGGGUGAGCGGGGUAAGCCCUGCCCUGCCCAGCCCUUCCCCUCAGGCCAGGCCCCCGGGCCGGCAGUGGGGCUCUUACCCAGCAGCCCCCUCUCACAGCCCCUUUUCUGCAAGAUAUGCGGAGCUGGGGAUGUCGCCCUCAUUGGUCCAGGGUCUGCUGCAGAGGCAGGGCCUGAGCUCUGGAGUGUAUGUUUCUACUGGAGACCAGCUGCAGGAUUCAGUUUACUCCAGCAGAGGGCAGUACGAGGACCCUCCCUCCUCCUCCAGACCACGACCUGUAGGGGGGAGCACAGGUGCACAGCUCCACCACCUGACCCAGGUGGGCCUGUCCAGUCAGAUUGGUGCGUAUCCUGGGGUGGGUCGCAGCAUGUCUGGGCCCACCGGCUCCAGCUGGAACCAGCAGCACUCAGACCAGGACCUGUCCAGACCGGGAGCCAGCAGAGAAAGCGUGCUGUCCUUUCCUGAGUUCUCCUCUUCCUCAGUUUUCCAGAUGCCCAGCUCCUCGUUGCGGGAUCCGUCAGCUCCACCUCUCCUCCUGACCUCACCGACUCCCGAGUAUCCGCCGGAUGAUGCCUCGCCGUCCGCCCACACCUCCGCCUCCCUUAUAAAGGCUAUCAGGGAGGAGCUGCGACGUCUGGCCCAGAAACAGGCUGCAGUGACCAGCUACCCUUAGACUGGUUUGAACCUCUUUGGAUCAGGACUCAGCUGGUUUCAAACCUUUUAAACCACUCAGAGCCUGCAAAGACUGGAUUAAAACCCUAGAACUAACUAAUGUACACUCUAGACUGUCUCUGUGCCGCUAAGCCCAAAAUAACUCUGAACCACGAUUCAUGUCUGAAAACAAGGACAGUGUCUCCUGAAGACCUCCGGUACUUUACAGGGUCCCGUCUUUCUGUUUGUCGAUCCAUCACCCCCCCAACUCAGUGUUUCAUUGGACAUAAGUUUGACUCACAUUUCCACUGAAGUGCUUCCUGGAGUGUAUCAUUCAAUGAUCAUUCUUCCUGAACUUCUCGACUGAGUCAUCCCUUUUGAUCAUCUGGAGCAGCGAUUCAUUCCUGAGCUCCUGCAGUGGAUGUUCCCUCCUGGAGUUCUAGGGUGGAUCAUCUGUCCUGGAGUUCUGGAGUGAAUGGAUCUUCUUAAACCUCUGGAGUGGAUCGUCCCUUUUGGACUUUUAGAGAAAAUCAAAUGUUCCUGGCCUUCUGGAGUGGAUGGUGUCUCUGGGAGUUCAGGAGUGGGUCAUCUUUUCCAGAGUUCUAGAGUAAUGAACCUUCUGAACUUCCUGGGUUGGUUCUUUUUUUGAAUUUCUGAAGCACACCAUCCCUCCUGGCUUUCCAGACCUUCUGGAGUAGAUGGUUGCCCUAGACCUUCCCUCAGGAGGUACUCUUCUCCCCUGAAGUUCUGGUGUAGAUGGUCUCUCCUGACCUUCUAGAAUGGAUUACCCUUCUGAGAGUUCUAAAUCUUGUAGACCACCUGGUCUUCUAGAGCUUAGUCAUCCCUCUUGGACUUUUGAAGAAAGAUAAAUCUAGCUGGCUGUCUGGAGUGGAUGGCCUCUGCUACAGUUCUACAGUGGAUCAUCUGUCCUACAGUUCCGGAGUGAAUGGAUUUCCUUAAACAUCUGGAGUGAAUCGUCCCUUUUUGGACUUCUAGAGAAAAUAGAAUGUUACUGGCCUUCUGGUGUGGUUGAUCCCUCCUGGACUUCUGGAGUGAAUGGACCUUCUUAAGUUUUGGAGUGGAUCAUCUGUCCUGGAGAUCUGGAGUGAAUGGACCUUUUUAACAUGUGGAGUCCAUCAUUGAAUUGAAUGUUCCUGGCCUUCUGGAGUGGAUGGCCUCUGCUGGAGUCUUGGAGUGGACUGUCUGUCCUGGAGUUCUGGAGUGAAUGGACCCUCUUAAAUGUCUGGAGUGUAUCGUCCCUUUUGGACUUCUAGAGACAAUUGAAGAUUCCUGGCCUACUGGAAGGAACAGAACCUCCAAGAGUUCUGGAGUGGAUCAUCUAUCCCGGAGUUCUGAAGUUGAUGUUACAUCCUGGCUGUCCGGAGUCAUGUCAUCCCCCUUGGACUUUUGGAAAAAAAUCAAACUUUCCUGACUUUCUGGAGUGGAUAGUCCCUCCAGGAGUUCUAGGAUGGAUCAUCUGUCCUUGAUUCCUGAAGUGAUUGGACCUUCUUAGACUUCUGAAGUGGAUUAUCUGUCUGGGAGUUUUGAAGCAAUGGACCUUCUUAACGUCUGGAGUGGAUCGUCAAAUUGAAUGUUCUUGGCCUUCUCCUGUCGAUGGUCUCUCUAGGAGUUCUAGAGUGGAUCAUCUGUCCUAGACUUUCGGAGUUAAUGGACCUUCUCUAACUUCUGGAGUGGCUCACCAAAUUGAAGAUUCCUGGCCUUCUGGAGAAGAUGGUCUCUCUGUGAGUUUUGGAGUAGAUCAUCUAUCCUGGUGUUCUGAUGCUGAUGGUCCAUCAUGGCCAUCUGGAGUUUUGUCAUUCAUCUUGGACUUUUGGAGAAAGUUGAACCUUUCGGGCCUUCUCAAGUGGAUGGUCCCUCCAGGAGUUGCAGAGUGGAUCAUCUAUCCUAGACUCCUGGAAUGAAUGGAAAUUCUCUAAAGUCCGGAGUGCAUCAUCCCUCCUGGCCUUCAGGUGGAUCGGCCUUCCAGACGUCCUGAAGUAGAUGGUUGCUCUCAGCCUUUCAAGUGGAUGGUGGUUCUGGACCAUCUGGAUUUGAUCGCCUCUCCUAAAGUUCUGAAGUGGAUUGUCCCUCUGGACCUUCUGUGGUGCUAACCGUCAGCCUCAUACCAUCUGCUCAUUGACCACUUAUUGCCUUCCACACUCCCAUCAGCCACGGUGAUCAGGUCUCUGUUCAUCAACCAUAUUGAUGAGGUCUUUGCACUGUCGAGAGCUGGAAGUGCCGUACAGUUCCUACAGCACGGGAACACAAAACAGGCAAAAUAAUAUAUUUAAAUAUCUACAAGAAUUAAUAAAAUAUACGUAAAGAGAUAGAAACCCAAUGAGCACAAUAUUAAUGUAAGAGUUAUUAUUGGAGUAUUGAGAUGUUACUUAUUUUUUAUUGCUUAUAUAUCAAAGUAUACUUUAAAUCAUUUAUUUUGAUCCAAAAAAAAGACCAAACUACUGUUCUAUGGUGGUAAUCCUCUUGUGUUUGAGCUCACUGUAGAUUUUGAGCCGGAGUUUGUUUCUCCGUGAAGACGUUGCUUAGCGUAGCUGCUCGCUCGCGUGUUCAUGUAUCGGUGGCAAAUUUUUUUUAAAAAAAAGAAAAAAUUCCAGCUAAUGCAUCGCUUUGGUAUCAAGCUUUUCGUCGCUGAUUUGUUGCAUCCGUCAGUCUGUGGGCAGAACGCUGUAGAUGAGUAACACCAACCAAAGAGUGAGGAGCAAAGCUGGAAACUAGUCCUUCACCACAACCAGGAACUAAAGAUAAACGCCUCCACACAUAGCGCCCCCCAUAGGCUGGAGUGUUUAAUGCACAAGAGAAAAGUGAAUAACAUCAGUUAACUUAAGUUUGCACUGAUGGUGGCAGCAGAUAAAAGAUCAAGUUGUGACCUGAAUCAAAGGGUUUAUUAUUUACAGGACAUGUUGUAUAUUCUAUCUGUGGGUGAAGGUAAAGAAAGACAAAAAAAAAGGCUGUUGAAAGUUUGUCUGGAGUCCAGUUUAGGAAACUUGGAUUGUUUCGGUCAGAAUUUAGGAGUAAUUUCUGCGGCUGAAUCCAACUGUCCAAAUUUUACACUUCUAGACUCAACAUUUGCAUCAAAAUUAGACAUGUUCUUAAGGAUGAGCUUCCUAAUUCCACAGUUUACCAAUGAGGAAAAAUACUGCAUGUAGCUUCUUAAGAGGACUUUUGAGAGUAUGACUGUCUUCAAUAACCAAACUGUAUUUUACAAGCAGCUGAAAUGACGGGUUGUUCACAUGAACAUUACCCUACAAAAUACAACUACAACUCACUAAAUUUGUUUUGGUCAUUUUUGAGUUUAGCUGUAGCACCUGGUUGUUCCACUGAGUGGAGCCUCUUCCUGUUUAAUCCUGUAGAGACCAAAGGAGGCAUCACACACAGAACAUUGUGGGAGUUUAGCUAGCAACGGACACCAUGACAAAGACUUCUAUGGUGCUUAAUCACCUCCAGUUGGGAGAAUUUAAAGUGUCCACCACCCUUUCUGACAGCUGUGUGAUGUGGAGAUGUUAACAAAGGUUCAGGCUUCGAUUGGUGCUGAUACUAAUCUAUUAAAAAUGCCACAUUUAGAACCAAUCCCAAAAUAAUUAGCUAAAGCAAGUAUGACUGCUUUCCUCAACCAGAAGAGAUUGAUUCCAGAAUUUUCGAUUUUAUGUAGUCUUCAUUGGUGGUCCAAUCACCGUUCCUUAACUGGAUGAAUACUAACUUACGCAUGUCUAAUUCUGAAGCUACAAACAAACAAACACUCCUGUACUUCCUGGGAAUCAUCCCGUUGUAGCCAGUGUUGAGUAUGCGUGGACAUUUGGACUCAGCUUUUAGUUUCCCAUUCUGGUUGUGCAGCUGGAUGAUGGUUCCUCUCUGCCGGUUCCUCUGUGGCAUCAUCAACAGGUCGGUUGCUCAUGAACAUCUGGUUCCACGUGAUGUGAGGGGUUUGUUCGUCUCUGCUCUUCUUCAGCAUGUUCUACUAAGUUUGAGGCUUUAGCUAUUCGUGAUGUUCCAGUUAAUGUUUAGCAUGCUGCUAAAAGAUGUUAAAGUUAUUCAAAUAAACAGUGAAGAGUUGUUCCACAUCGAGUAAAGAGUGAGCGAAGAGUGAUUAACGUCAUAGUGCCAUGAAUCCACCGUCCAUCCAAGCACAGUAGAAAAAAUACAUCCUGAGAAACAUCAUGUUUUUUUUGUUUUGCAUUUCUGAAAGAUAUUUUUGAAUCUAAAUGAAGAUGAUUGCAGUAAACAUUGUAUAAAUGAAAGUGGAUAUGGUGUUGAAUAGAAAACAAUAUAUAUAGAAAAUAUUUAGUCUGACUCCAAGAUCUGCCAACACAUCGUUCACGGACCAGAAACCAACCGCAGAACUCUUUACGGACUGGAGACUCUCUGAUUGGACCAGGCACCUGUCAGUCAAGCUGUAGGACUCGGCCACGCCUACAGGGUCACAUGGUGCUACUUCAACGACUGUGUCGGAAACUCCUCAAACAUUUUAAAAAACCUGCAGAAGUCUGUCUUCUCGUGUCAAACUGUGGACUCGGCUGCUGCUUUGCAGGCGUCACAAGCUUCUCCUGAAUGUUUUCUUCAGUGUUUUCUAGAGUUUCUGUGUUUUCUAGAUCCUCAGCAAGAAUCCAGCAGACGACCAGGCGAGCUGUGGACGUUCAGCCAUGACAAAACUACCGAUCCACUCUGGAGUCAGAUGGUUUCACACAGAACCAGUUUUACCUGCUGACCUCUGGUAGUUUGUAACGAUCAGCUGAGAUCUUUGAGUCUUCUGUGACCAAAAUUUGUUUAAAACUUCCACCACAAAUUCUCGACCACAUUUGACUGAACAUAGAAGUCCUGUGACAAUGUUCGCCCAAACUGACAUCUUGGUCAAUGUUUUUUUUCAUCGUUUUUUGUUUUCUCAGCACGGUAGGGUCUUGACUUAUGGUACGUGUCCACCUAUUACAUUUUUCUCACAGGUAAACGCGUCGAAUCUGAAUAUCUCCUGCUUGGUGGGCGGUCACUAGCGGGCCACUAGAUGGUCACAUGACAGCGCUAUCAGCUCGAGUCCGGUAGAAGCGUCGGACCAACAUGGCGGCUCAGUCACAAACUUUUUCUUUUAUUACAAAAACAGUUCAGAGAAAAGAAUUUCUGAAAGCAUUUGAGGUGAGAAAUAACCUGUUCAGUAGCUGAAUCUGUCCUCAAUUUAGUUCAUCAAUUGCUAGUUUAGACGUUUGACAAAAGUUUUGCGAUGCUUCGGAUUUCCACAUGCUGCAUCGAAUUUGCAUAAAGCAGAACUUGAGUCUACUUUAUGCAAAUGAGCUCCGGAGAGAUGCACCACAACGGAACCAGUAUGCAACAUGUUGUUUUCACAUAGACAAUGAAUGGGAUGCAGGAAGCUGACGGAUCAGGUGGACAAGUACCAUUAAGUUGGAAUUCUGUUCCUACGGCGCAACCUAACACAAUUUUCGCCGUAAGUCGGAACUCAGAUAUGUACAUAAGUACAUAUGUCACUCACCUACACUAACACGGUGGUCUUCUGAAGCUCUGCCAUCAGAAGACUUACACUGGGGAGCCAUAAUGAAGGGCAAAAAGUUUCCAAAAAAAACAAAUGAAAGAACGCGAAUGUAGCACAAUCCAAGGUGGUGUACAACCGCCAAAUAUAAACAGCCGUCUUCCUCGUAUAGCGCCACGUGACGAUGUAUUCAUCCGCUCCACUCAUCAACUAAUCCCAUAUAAAAUUUGUUUUAAUGUCGCCGUUCCUUGGAAUGAUGGAACGAGGCUUUCUGAAUAAAUUUAUGGGAGAUGGCGACGUAACCACGAAAUGCCGUAGGUUGAGGACGUCGUAAACCCAGUACCUGCUCUACCUUUCUUUUGCCUUUUUUCCAGAGUUUUGGAGGUCGGUUGGCGAUUAAAAGUGAAAUUUUUAAGCAUUUUUAGCAAAUUCACAAAGACCGAUUCACAGAAAGAACAAAUCUGUUAAAAAUCUUAAAGGAUCAUUAGAUGGUAAAUGCCUAGCAGUAUGCAGUAAGAAACAUUUUACUGUCUGGAUGGUUAAUAAGUGGCAGCAUGUUAACAACAUAGUCAUAGAUAAUGUCAGUAAAGUCAAGUAAAACUCCGACUUGGUUUAUUUAGAGUUAAAGCAUCGUAAAAAACCCAAAUGUGAGGGUUCAUUUCUAAAUCCUAUGAGGUCUCCAGGUGGUUCUGGUCCUGUGUGAACAGAGUUUUAGAUCCAUUUAACAACAACAUGUACAAAAACCCUGAAAUAAGAUGCUGACUUGUGCACAAGAGAGGAACGUUUCUGCACAAAACACAAAUGUUGCACACAACGUACGAAUGUUUUCACGAACAACAUCUGAACGCAGAAGAUGCAAACUUAUGUUAACAAGAUACGAACAUUUGUGCACAAGAUCCAGAUGUUUGUGAUCAAUCAAACAAAAGGGAUAAAAUAACCUGGCUGCACAAGAUUCUAACUUUUAAAAUAAGAUACUUAAAUGUGUGUAGAAAUAUGCUAACCGUGUUACCGACGUACUAAAUUAUAAAUAACUCAUCAACACGAGACUUUCACUGAUUCUCUUCCGUUUAUUCUUGCUAUGAAACAUCAGUUUUGUCAUGAAUGAACCUUCAAACAGCUGCUGCUCUGAGUCGAACUACAUUCCUGUUGUUCCCCUUCAGACUCCGUUACAGAACACGGCAUCGCCGAGGCCACGCCCAUACCAGAUGAGGCCACGCCCACUGCAGGUUAGGUCACAUCUGUCCAGGUUCCAGAUGUGACUUGGCGAAGCUGCGCUGUGGAAACUGAGUCAGAAGGGAACGUUCUUUUAACAUCAAACCCGUGAGCUGGGAACACUGCCAGCAGCCUCACCUGUCCAACAGCAGCCAGGUGAGCAAUCAGCUGACCUGAGUGGGUCACAUGACAGGAACCUGUUCCACCCAAACUCUGUGUGAGCUGCAUCCUGCGGUGUUUCAAGUCUGAAAGAUUGUGUUAACAAACAUUAAAGAGACGUGUUCAGAUUCA
Amphiprion ocellaris (clown anemonefish) is the source of this 11477-nucleotide messenger RNA. RefSeq names its product UPF0606 protein KIAA1549. The transcript is spliced from 21 exons. The record is from RefSeq and is a predicted model, not a curated record. Lineage: Eukaryota; Metazoa; Chordata; Actinopteri; Pomacentridae. Bases 201 to 4508 code for a protein of 1435 amino acids.